AUGGCCUUCCCACAAUCCUUUCACCAAGAUAUCGUCGUGGAUUUACAACCGCAUUUUCUUACUUCUUUCACCGGAGGAAGCAACAUGCUUGAAGCGGCCCCAAACGACAUUUCUUAUGGCUCUUUCGCCGCCGAGGCCGACGACACGCACAAAUACCCUGUGACAUCCGGCGGCACCAGCUCGUCCGAAGUUGUUAAACCAAUUCUUCCUGUUGCUAUUCAUAAUUCUCUUCUGAGCAACAAUGUGCGCAACCCGCAGCCUGCAUUGAACUCCUCUUUUCUUGGUGUUCCUACCCCAGUUGACUCUUCUUCUGAUUGGCCUCGACAGCAGCCCUGUGCAGCCAAUAACGAUGACCGGGCUUUCAGCUCCUCUCGUCAAGGGUCCAGCCUCGGUCGCAGCCAUCGGCCGCAACAUGGAACAGAAACACACAUAUUGGCACAAUAUGGACCCCCACAAGGCCAUGAGCACACGGGUCGAGAACUCCACCGUGAUGUCCCGUAUCAUGCCAAGAAAGCUACACCUUUUUAUCCAGAAAAUUAUCUUUCAGAUUCACUUUCCUUGCCUGGAUCAUCGCAGACGUUUGUAGCCGAUGGUUUGUCAAGUAUCCCAGUCGCACAGCCUUCCCUCUCUCCAGGGCAGCUACAUCAUGCCGUUAGCUACAGCCAGCCCAGCCCAAGCGCCAAUUCUAGCUAUUCCUCUCAAGAGGACGCUCUCUCAGUCACUAUGUCCGAUCCUACCGACAGGAAGGAUGCAGUGACUAAUAUGUCCAUGCUGGACAUUCCAGAAUAUACUCAGGAAGACGUUUAUGGAAAAUCAAACCACUUGAUGCAUGACGCCAAGCCUCAGACAUAUAUCCAGGCCAUUGGAAGUGCUGGAUUCUCCUCUCAACCCGGUGUUUGGCAACCAUCGCCAAGUGUCGAUCCAAGCACUGGUUAUCCCUCAUCGGAGACUAACUCCAGUACUCUCUCUCGGGGUAAAGGUAAAGGCAAACGUCCUCGGACUGCAAGUAUGACACGGCCCCAUCGUCCAUUAGAUCCGGAUCUCUAUCCCUAUGGAAACCGUGGAGCCCAUACCCAGGAUCGGUCCCAGAAUGCUGGAAUAUCAAAGAGGCGUCCGUCAAAUGGACAAGUCCCUUUACUUCCCAGACCUCCACCACAUGGGGUGGCUGAUAGAGGUGGUGUAAGUAUGACUAGUGGAAAGCCAAUUCCAAAGAAGCCUCGCGGGAAACGCACUGGGCCUUUGCGUGAAGGGGGGCGGCAGCUUGCAACCAGAAGGAGAAACGAGCGGACCGUAUGCAUUGGCUGUAAGAUGGCCAAAGUCAUUUGUGAGGGUCGAGAAGAUGGGAAGGACUGCUUGCGGUGCUCCAGUAGCAGUAGUAGUGCCCCUAAGCCAUUUGUAUGUGCUCCUGCGAGUUUCUUUGAACUUGUUCAACAAAACAGCACCGUGUUACUUGCUCUCCACAUGAUUUAUCCUCUUUCCGCCCACGGCUUCCGUCAACCAAUCGAGUUACCUUCAGAGAUAAAUAUAAGACACUUACUCCACAUCUUGGACGAACUGCGAAAAAAUUACGACAGCAUCCGCGUAUACGGAAGACAGGGAAUACUCUACGAGCUUGACAUCCGCGCCUGUUGGGUAUACAUCAACUCCAGCUGCUCCCCUAUACCCCAUCCAUUCCGACAGUUCAUCAAUGGACUCAAGGUUCAAAGACAAGAUACGUGGAAGACAUGCAUUAGGGAUGGCUACGGUCAACCGUUGAAUAGAGACACCCUGUGCGAUGUGCUCCUUGCGCUGGAUGACAUGGCUCCGUGGGCCACAUACACUCUAAGGCCAAAGUCUCAUGACCUCUACGGGCCGAUAGACGAUGAAUUUGGGACAACCCUUGCCCCAGAUGAUGGACAGCAAAGACAAGUUAUCAUCGCUGCAGCCCAAUUGUCACGAAUAAUAGGGCGUAAGCUAGAGCUCGAAUUCUACGACCAGCUCAAAAAGGCCCUUGCCAACCCUAGCAUCUGCCAUGAACUAGUUCUUGAAGUCGGCCGCACACUCAUGUCUCUCCGCCGCCGCUUAAUCAUGUGGACUUACCAUUGGGAACGCGUAUCCCCUUCCACGACACCCGAGCCUGAAUUGCAACUUAAUGAUGGUAGAGAUGGUACUACUAUGAGCCGCCUCAAGCAGCUCUGCCAGGUCCUCUACGUUUAUUUCUGCUACAUGAGACGGCGACUGCCCGCUAAUGAGCAAGAAAGCAUACGUACCAUGACGGUGCUGUAUCCUGACAAAGAAGGGGAGGUGCAAGAGAGCUUCCCACAGUUCGAGAGCAUUGAGGGAUUUGAGGAGUGGCUGUAUUUUAAAGAUCAACCAACGGCAAAGACGGAUAUGGACAGCGAUCAGAUAUAA
Molecule: messenger RNA, 2391 nt
Organism: Trichoderma breve
Lineage: Eukaryota; Fungi; Ascomycota; Sordariomycetes; Hypocreales; Hypocreaceae
Exons: 4
Coding region: 1-2391 (796 amino acids)
Source: RefSeq, a predicted model, not a curated record